This is a messenger RNA of Penicillium brevicompactum, 3378 nucleotides long. RefSeq names its product DEAD/DEAH box helicase. The transcript has a single exon. Gene Ontology annotation, molecular function: ATP-dependent chromatin remodeler activity; chromatin binding; ATP binding. Gene Ontology annotation, cellular component: nucleus. The record is from RefSeq and is a predicted model, not a curated record. NCBI's taxonomy places the organism in Eukaryota, Fungi, Ascomycota, Eurotiomycetes, Eurotiales, Aspergillaceae. The coding region runs from base 1 to 3378 and encodes 1125 amino acids.
AUGGACGACUCUGUUCGAGACACUAUUCCGAGCACUCCUCCUGACCACGAGACUGUUGCGACUCUUCCUGUCUCUACCCCUUUACAACCCACCCAACUAGUCGCUCAGCCGUACCCAGUCCGCAAUACGGUAAUCCAAGUCGCUGCAUCUUCGCCUCCGGGCCCUGUUUCGUCUCCCCCUCGGAAACCUCAGGGUCACUUUUCGUCCUUAAUCGCCCCUUCGGGCACUCAUUUCCGUCCUCCUGCCCCCGGCCCUGCGAAGCGGACUCCCAAAUUCGACCUCGACGACGGCCCAACCUAUCGAGGUGGUUCCUCGGACGAAGACUCUCAUUUCCAGAACACCGAUAUCAAACCGUCUAUGUUUGAGAGGACAAUUCGCAGCCCUGAGAAAGAAAGAGAAAAAGUCAUGGAGUCUCCCGUUCGCACCGAUCCCGCAAUGGAUCGAUUCCGCGAGAUCACCGCCAACGCCAUGUACGACCCCAACAAUACCUCCGUCAAGCGAUCCGCAGACCAAAUGAGUCCCCCCAUCAAGGGCGUUGCCGUCAAGAAGGCUCGCCAAGAUGCGCCAUCUCGCGCCCAGCCCGUGGGGCUCCCCGACAUCCUCCUGCAUGAAAUCGCAGACUUCCGCGUGCGAAUCAAGGUCGAGCGCGUUCUCAAGGUUAUGCCUGAACUGCCUGUGCGCAAGUGCAUGGAUGCUAUUCUAGAAGCUAAAGGAAACUACGACCUCGCUCUCGAGAACCUGUCCAAGGCCCAGGCGACCGUUAUCGACUCCUCCGACGAUGAAUUGGGUACCACCCCGGCCACCGGCGCCGCCCCAGCCGCCAAGCAGCAGAUCAAGGCUCGCGGCACGAUUCAGGAUAAGUGGGCCGCGAUGAAGAUGAACAAGCCUGACUCCGACGAUGAGAGCAAGCCCCGCCGCCGCUUGAUGCGCGGUCCCCAGUCUGAGAUCCGCUCGCGCCCUGCUUCGCCCCCUGCGCCGAUUGUGAUUGAUGACGAGCCUGCCCCGAAGAAGGGAGGCCGCCUCCAGAAGGGUCGUCGCAACCGCUCGCCUGAUCGGUCUGAGUCGCCUGAGGCCAUGAUGAGCGAUUCCGAUGAUUCGGACGCACCUGAGAAGGGAUCUGCCGCUGGCGGUGUUGAUUCCAAGGUUCUUAAGUUUAUGAAUGUUGGUGCCGUCAAGGAUUUGGCUGAUUUGGCCUCUGUUUCGGAAGAUGUUGCGCAACUCAUUGUCAAUAAUCGUCCUUAUGAAUCACUCGACGAAGUUCGUGCUGUGUCUGCUCCAGUGGUAGAGACGAAGGCCAAGGGUAGACGGGGAGGAAAGGCCCCCAAGCCUAUUGGUGACAAGAUUGUCGAUAAGUGCGUCGAUAUGUGGACCGGUUACAUGGCGAUUGAUGCUCUUGUCAGCGAAGUUGAAGCUCUGGGUAAGCCUGUUGCCGAUGAGAUGAAGAAUUGGGGUGUGGACACCUUUGGCAAGGAGAACAAGGGCGAGCUUGAAAUCACCAAUCUCGCUCUGCCGGGCGUUUCAAACGACUCCAAGGAUCCAAAGAAGUUUGAGCAUGAUUCGGGAAUUUCCACUCCGUCUGGCCGUCCUUCCCCUGAAAGUGAUGAAGACAACCUUGUCUCCUCGUCCAAGCGCAAGUCCCGUCUGAUCUCUCAGCCUUCCAUCAUGGCCGAUGACCUGGUCAUGAAGGAUUAUCAAGUUGUCGGUAUCAAUUGGCUGCGCCUAUUGUAUGAGAACAACUUGAGUUGUAUUUUGGCCGACGACAUGGGUCUCGGAAAGACCUGCCAGGUCAUUGGCUUCCUCGCCCAUUUGUACGAGAAGGGUGACAAGGGUCCGCAUCUGAUUGUUGUUCCUUCUUCGACCAUUGAGAACUGGCUGCGUGAGUUCCAGAAGUUCUGCCCAGCUCUGAACGUGAUGCCUUAUUACGCUGGCCUCAAUGAGCGUGCCCACAUCCGUGACGAUAUCGAGGAACGACGCGACGAGAUCAACGUGGUCAUCACCACCUACACCAUUGCAAAGGCCAAGGUUGACGCCAAGUUCUUGCGUGAUAUGGACUUCACUGUCUGUGUUUACGAUGAAGGUCACAUGUUGAAAAAUCAUCAGUCCCAACUCUACGAGAAGCUGAUCCGGAUCCGCGCUCGCUUCCGUCUCCUCCUGACUGGUACUCCUCUUCAGAACAACCUGCAGGAGCUUGCGUCGCUUCUUGGCUUCAUUCUUCCCGGUGUCUUCAAUGAGCACAAGGAUGACCUCCAGGCUGUUUUCUCCAACAAGGCCAAGACCACGGAUGAAUCCCACGCCACUCUGCUUUCCGCUCAGCGCAUCGAACGCGCAAAGUCAAUGAUGAAGCCCUUCAUCCUUCGUCGCAAGAAGCACCAGGUCAUCGACCUCCCAGCCAAGCACUCGCACGUCGGCUGGUGCACGAUGAAGCCCUCGCAGCUUGAUAUCUACAACCGCGAGAAGGACCAAGUGCGCGAGCUCCUCGAGGCCCGCGCUGCCGGAAAGAAGACCGGUUCUAGGUCCGCUAACAUCCUCAUGAAGCUUCGCCAGGCCGCCAUCCACCCCCUCCUCGCCCGUCGCCACUUCACCGAGGAGAUCCUCCUGAAGAUGUCCAAGGCCUGCCUCAAGGAAGAGAAAUGGUCAAACUCCGACCCAGAGGUCAUUUUCAACGAGCUCAAGCCCUACAACGACUUCGAAUGCCACCACAUGUGCGUGGACAAUCCCAAGUCCCUGGGCAAGUUCAAGCUCACCAACGACGAAUGGAUGGACUCCGGCAAAGUCGAGCAACUGAAAGACCUCCUGACCACCUUCAUCGCAAACGGCGACCGUACCCUCAUCUUCUCCCAGUUCACCAUGGUCAUGGACAUUCUCGAGUACGUCCUGGAGACACUGAAAAUCGAAUUCGUCCGUCUGGACGGCCGCACCAACGUCGAAGAUCGCCAGUCCAUCCUCGACGCCUUCCACGAGCGCACUGAAAUCCCCGUCUUCCUUCUCUCCACCAAGGCCGGUGGUGCCGGUAUCAACUUGGCCUGCGCCAACCGCGUCAUCAUCUUCGACUCUUCCUUCAACCCCCAGGAAGACGUGCAGGCAGAGAACCGCGCUCACCGCGUCGGCCAGACCCGUGAAGUCGAGAUCUAUCGCCUUGUCACGAAGAACACCAUCGAGGUGCAGAUCCACGCUCUCGGACAGACCAAGCUGGCGCUUGACCAGGCUGUAGCUGGUGAGGAUGGCGAUGGCAGCAAGAGUGAGGAGCAGGGCAUGAAGGUCGUUGAGACUAUGAUGCUUGAGCAUCUUCGCAAGGGUGAUAAUGCUGGCGAUGGAGAGGAGGCUGAGGCUGAGGAAGAAGCAAAGGAGGCUAUGAAGCAGAUUGAGGCUAACAAAUAA